AUGGGUAGCAGCCCUGACACAGCGCUGUGUAUUAUUCCGCCGAAGCAUUUAUGGCCAGAGCUAGACCACUUGAGGAUGAUCUACGACCCAGCAUUCAGAAAACGGCCACCGCAUAUCAAUCUUGUAUACCCAUUUGUUUCGGUAAAUAACCUGCUUAACGCUUCGAAAUCAAUCAUCUCCCUGCUCGUACAGCGGGACCCAGAUCAUCCUUCUUCGACAGAUAUACAGUUGGAUAAAGCAGGUUUCUACACCAAUGACGCCAAGGACACCAAGGAGAGGAAGACAAUUCACUUCUUGUGCGGCAAAUCGCCAUUGUUCUUUACAACUCUACGGAGCCUUCUGCUAUCAUCGCUAAAGCGAAAUCAUAACUACGAUGAUCAAUUGCGUAUGACCAUUGGACAAACAGACGAUUCAAAACACCCGCUACAUAGAUUUGCAGUACAAAUACUCGAGCAUUUCCCCCCCUUUCAGUGGAGGGCUGAAAAGAUUUAUAUCCUUGUACGAGACAAGGACGAGACCCGGAUCGAUCCCAGUGUCCCUAGCCAAAUGAAGAUAUGGGGAGAAAUCGAUCUAAGUACUUACACCUUAUUAACAAUGCCAAAUCCUGUUGGCUUCUACGAAGACGAGGUGGUAGCUAGUUCCGAAAGUAACGAACAAAGUAUUCGGUUAAAUUGCCGUCCGCUAACGCGCCUCCCGUAUAUGUUUUCUGAUGAGGAAUUCAAAUGGAUUCAGCAACAAAAAUAUCCUGCUGCUGAGCAGGUAUCCCCAAGUCCGGAAUCUCUAGUUGUUGCAAACUAUAAUGUCCACGCGGAAUUUCAAUAUCCCCCAACUCGAGCUCGAUACCCCAUCAUAAUCCAAAAUCUACUAGAUGCGCGAGCUCUGGCGGAUGCUCUAGUACUAGAAGAAAUCACAGACGACUUUCUCUCAUAUAUUUGUAAAGAUAAGAGGGUUCGGGAGAUUUACCCCUUUAUCUCUAACGGCCCCCCUGAUCAAACUGAUAUUGGGCCACUUCCAAGCAGUAUUAAUAUUGUGGUUUUGAGCAAGUGGCCUUUUUCUUGGAACUUACUAUCGCUUUCCGGAAGCUGUAAAGGCUCGGUAAUCAUACAAUUUACCAACAUUGGGAAAUACAAGAGGGGGGCUUUCGUACCGGCCAUUCUAUCUGCCGUUCAUCUUAGUUCAGGCCUCACAGAUGCUUCUAUACAGAGAGGGGGGCAGGAAUUAUGGUGUCUCCUCUAUUAUCUCUCCAAGGAAUACCCUCGAAAUCCUUGGAUAUUAGCUGGCGGCUUCAACAUUCCGACUAGUGUAUAUACCAUCGAAACGGCAGUCAAGAAGAACGAAAUCUCUCCGGAUAGCAGAAAUAUCUCAACUAUAGUUGAAAAACUAUUCAUUAAUAUGGGGUUGGUAGACACCUGGGCUUCUGCAUGCGUUCGAUACGGUGAUUUAUCGAAGUACGAUCUAAGGCAACCGGAUUUCGAGAAAGCUUUAGGGGGUGAAAAGGGGGCAACUUUUGAUCCAACAGCUAACCGUCUUGCCGAAAGUACUACUCGCAGCGACUUCGAUAAGAGGCCACAACGCUACGACAGGAUUCUAGUAAAGGGAGAAGACUUUAUUGUAACAGGAUUCAACAUGUUUGGCCAGAGAAUGGGAGCAUCGCAGACUGACUCUUGUGUUGACUCUAAGGAUGAUGACUCUAAGGAUGAUGACUCAAACGUCCAGCUUUCAUAUGGUAGUGAUCAUUGGGGGAUCAAAUGUUCGCUAAAGGUUUCUAAAGAUGCAUCAGUACGGCCAACCGACAGUAGCAAAACCACCUCCGCUCCGGUAAAAACCAAGCAAGAGCAGAUGUUUGCACCUCAGCUUGCCGCAUAUCUUUCUGAGCAAUCCGUAUUCCCUUCCGAUAUUGAUAUUGCGAUGAGAGAAAGUGCGUUGUGUUUAUUGAAAGAGGUUAUAAUGCAAGAUGAGGAUAGCCUCGCUCGUGGGGUUCCAGCAUUCAUGCUAGUACCUGUCGGGUCUUAUGGACUGGGUGUCUGGACUGCGGCGUCAGAUAUCAACUGCCUUUGCAUUGGACGUAUCAGUCCAAAAACUUUCUUCGCACUAGUCAUUCAGCGGCUUCGUAACGCUGCGUGGAGGGGUAUUAAGAUCUUACGACGAGUAGAUGCCCACUCUGGCACAAUCAUCGGGCUGGCAAUCGGCCAUAUCAAAAUGGACUUACAAUAUUGUUCAGCAGUUUCUAUCACCGAGACGUGGCCAGCCGCGCUGGCGCUACCACCAACCGAUCCCGUUUUCAAGUUACUACAAAGUACCCUAGCGACAUUAAAGCCAGUGCGUGACCUGCAUCAUCUCCUUAGCACGAUUCCAGACCUUGCGGCUUUCAGGCUAUCAUACCAUGCAAUAAAAUGUUGGGCAGAGCGGCGUGGUAUUUAUGCUGCGCAAUUUGGCUAUCUUAGUGGUAUCCAGAUAUCGAUACUGCUGUCGCGGGUGUGUAAGCUACUGGUAGACACAUGUGGCUCUGCAUCAGGUACCAAAACGAUAUUAAUGACCUUUUAUCACCAUUACGCUGGAUUUGAUUGGAAUAACUCUAUCGUUCUCGACCCGUUCUUCCAUAAAAGUCUGAGUUAUACGAGAACUGAACGGGAACAUAUGGCCAUCCUAGGCUUUUAUGGGCCUCGUCUGAACACGGCACAGAAUACGUCAGUUUCUACAGCUCAUACCAUCAUUAAGGAAUUGAAGAGAGCAGACUCAAUACUAUCAGGAACCGAGGUGGUAUGGGCCGAGUUCCUCAGUGGGAAUACAGGCAUAACGGAAUUUCUAAGCACGUAUACGACAUAUAUUAAGAUUACUGCUCGAUUCUGGGGUGUGUCUCUUGCGAGGAUAAAUAAGACCUUGGAAUGGCUAGAACCAAAAUGCGCCUCACUUUUGGUCGAUAUCGGCAAGGUAGUACCUGACAUACAUCCCAGAAUCUGGCCAUCACGCUUCAUAAACCAAGACGCUUAUGAAAAAGAUGAGGAAUAUGAAGGGCAUUAUCUUAUCGGCUUGGACUUGGAGUUAAAAGAAUCUACCGGUCUGCCGACCGAUAUAGCAAGAAUACGUUCUAUGCAAGCCAGUUUGGAUACCUGCAUAGGUGUCUUUGAAGCUCAGGCAAGCAGGGACGCGAAGUACUUUGACCCCAAGUCAUCCUGGAUAAACGCUACAAUAACUCCGCAGAAUGAACUUGGAGAGCUACGAUUGGACGAUCGGGACUGGGGAAAAUAUAUGGUAGAAGCUGAGGAUGAGGAUAUAGGCGAUUCGGAAUUCUGGGCAUCUAUGGAAGCGGACGAAGCCAGAGAACCACCUAAGAAGAAAGAGACUCGUUUAUCGCAUAAGCCAACGUACGAAGGGAAACUUCGAUCUGCAGGUGACGUUCUAAAUAGGCUUCGGUGGGAUCAAGCCAUGGACAGUAGCGACUACAUAAUCGGCUACGAAGAUCGCUUCUCGGGAGCAAUGGAACGGUCAGUUGACUCGUGGAAGUCGGAUACGACGCACGAAGAAUUCAUACCGGAGCACAGGAUCCUAUACUUCAAGCGCAAGAGCGACGGGACGAUCGUGUGGGAUAGGGAGGAGAGACGAGAUGAGAUAUUCGGUAGCGGGGCCUCCAGUCUUGGGCGCUAG
Daldinia loculata is the source of this 3645-nucleotide messenger RNA. RefSeq lists its product as uncharacterized. The transcript is spliced from 2 exons. Gene Ontology annotation, molecular function: RNA binding; poly(A) RNA polymerase activity. The record is from RefSeq and is a predicted model, not a curated record. Bases 1 to 3645 code for a protein of 1214 amino acids. NCBI's taxonomy places the organism in Eukaryota, Fungi, Ascomycota, Sordariomycetes, Xylariales, Hypoxylaceae. Gene Ontology annotation, cellular component: nucleus.